Oncorhynchus keta (chum salmon) is the source of this 3554-nucleotide messenger RNA. RefSeq names its product carboxypeptidase N subunit 2. Gene Ontology annotation, molecular function: protein binding. The record is from RefSeq and is a predicted model, not a curated record. Lineage: Eukaryota; Metazoa; Chordata; Actinopteri; Salmoniformes; Salmonidae. The transcript has 2 exons. The coding region runs from base 84 to 2624 and encodes 846 amino acids.
UGUUUGCCUGACUCUCUCUAUAACUGUCUUACUCGCCUCUGUCGAUUAUAAGCCUCAAGACGAGAGGAAAUCAUCAGGAAAAAAUGACUAGAGGACACACCUUCAUCUGUCUUCUACCUUUACUGAUUGGGUAUUCAUCUCAGUCCUGUCAGAAGGACUGUUCCAAAGAAAACCAGGAUGUUUAUGGCAUGGACGUGACACAGAUCCCAGUAAGUCUGAAAGCAGGUGUCACAGAGGUCUUCUUUGUGGACAGUAACAUCACUGUGAUCCCAAAGGGGGCCUUCGCCACCAACCCGAAGCUGGAAAAGGUAGCAUUCAUCAACACCCCCACUGUGUCCGUAGAGAACGGUGCUUUCGAGGGAUUGGUCAACCUCAAGCAUAUUGAGAUCUCCAAUACCCCACUAACAUCCUUGUCUGUAGAUGUCUUCCAAGACCUGCACAACCUGGAAGAACUUCUGCUGAAACACAACAAUAUCCGUAGUCUGGAGAAAGGAUUGUUUGAUGGCCUUAAGAAACUGAGAGAACUCCAAUUGCACAUUAACAAGAUUGACACCAUUGAGGAGGGGACAUUUGAUGACCUAGAAAACCUUCGGGCCCUCCAUCUGGCCAAAAACGACCUCAGUUCUGUGUCCUCCGCCCUGUUCUCGAAGCUACACAAACUGGAGGUACUGAGGCUCUAUGAGAACCAACUUACCGCCAUUCCUGAUGAUAUAUUAGAAAAUCUAUCCAAUUUAAAGGAGAUCGCUCUACAGAGUAACAACAUCACUUCAAUAUCAGCCAAUUUUUUCCCACAUAAAGACAAAUUAAACAAGAUACUUUUGGACAAUAACAUGUUGACUGAAUUGCCUCCAGAAAUAUUUGUGGGCUUUCCUCUGCUUAAAGCAUUAACACUAAAUGGAAAUAAACUUGCAAGUCUACCUCCUGUCCUCUUUGGAGAGAUGCCCAAGCUGACUGAUUUGAGUCUCAGUCGAAACAGUCUUACCAGCCUUCCUCAGGGAGUAUUUAGUCCUCUUAAGAAACUCAAGAAGUUGGAUCUGUCUAACAACCAAUUGUUAACCGUGUCUGAAGAGUCUUUUGAGGGCCUUGAGAAGCUAACAGAACUCAAUCUUCAAUACAACCACAUCAAAUCAUUGAAAGCAAACACCUUUGAAAAGCUGACAUCACUAACCACCCUUAGACUGGCUCAUAAUAUCCUGGGGACACUUCCAGAGGAUGUAUUUGACCCCUUACCAAAACUCAGCAAAGUCUAUUUAAACAACAACACUUGGCAUUGUGACUGCAGGAUGGUCCCCCUCUUCAAUUGGAUGAAGGCAAACCCUGGCAAGAUCAAGUCUAUGACUCCUGAGAUCUGUAACCAGCCAGAGGAUUUAAAGGGACAAGAAAUCAUGUCUCUCAAAGAGGACCAGCUCAUAUGUCCUGUAUCUCCUCUGACCACCAUCCCUUCACUCACCACAACCACCACCUUAGCCCCUACCACAACCACCACCUUAGCCCCUACCACAACCACCACUUUAGCCCCUACCACAACCACCACCUUAGCCCCUACCACAACCACCACCUUAGCCCCUACCACAACCACCACCAUAGCCCCUACCACAACCACAACCUUAGCCCCUACCACAACCACCACCAUAGCCCAUACCACAACCACCACCUUAGCCCCUACCACAACCACCACCUUAGCCCCUACCACAACCACCACCUUAGCCCCUACCACAACCACCACCUUAGCCCCUAUCACAACCACAACCACCACCUUAGCCCCUACCACAACCACCACCUUAGCCCCUACCACAACCACCACCUUAGCCCCUACCACAACCACCACCUUAGCCCCUACCACAACCACCACCUUAGCCCCUACCACAACCACCACCUUAGCCCCUACCACAACCACCACCUUAGCCCCUACCACAACCACCACCUUAGCCACCACCUUAGCCCCUACCACAACCACCACCUUAGCCCCUACCACAACCACCACCUUAGCCCCUACCACAACCACCACCUUAGCCCCUACCACAACCACCACCUUAGCCCCUACCACAACCACCACCUUAGCCCCUACCACAACCACCACCUUAGCCCCUACCACAACCACCACCUUAGCCCCUACCACAACCACCACUUUAGCCCCUACCACAACCACCACCUUAGCCCCUACCAUAACCACCACCUUAGCCCCUACCACAACCACAACCACAACCACCGUAGCCACAACCACAACCACUGUCUCAACCCCAAUACCCACCACCACACUUUUUACCACUAUCCCAACAUCCACCAUCACAAGAACCACCCUGAGAGAUUCAACAGAUCCACUAACCACGCCAAGGAUCUUCAGCUGUCCCAACAUAGCACCUUCUCGUCGCCCGUCCCCCUCCUACUACACCCGCCAGGCCUGGAGCAAGACCUCGCAGUGCAGGGCCCAGAUGAUAUCCUACACAGCCAUGCUGGUGGUGGAGAUAGGCUGCACCCUGGUGCUGGCUAAGUUCACCCUGUCUCUGUACAGCUUGCUCCAGCGCAGGGAGAGGCUGUACACACGGGUCAACCUGACUCACUUUUCCUACAGGAAGGAGAUCACGCUGAGGCCAGUCAAGAUGACAGAGACUGUGGGUCUGUGAUCAGCGGGGUGGGUUCACAUGAUUGCGCAAAUCACAAAGCCCUAGAGAUGUGGUAAGGUGGAAGAAAAUAGGGAAUGUUAGUUAUCUUUUCUGAAAAUUAAAUAAACACAAACAUAUUAAUCAAUCAAAUGUAUUUAUGAAGCCGUUUUUACAUCAGCCGAUGUCUUUGGAGUGCAACAGCCUAGGAGUAGUCCAAUACAGUAACACGUUAAAGUACAGUAACACAGUAACACAAUACAGUAACACAGUAACACAUUACAGUAACACAGUAGUCCAAUACAGUAACACGUUAAAGUACAGUAACACAGUAACACAAUACAGUAACACAGUAGUCCAAUACAGUAACACAUUACAGUAACACAGUAGUCCAAUACAGUAACACGUUAAAGUACAGUAACACAGUAACACAAUACAGUAACACAGUAACACAAUACAGUAACACAUUACAGUACAGUAACAUAGUAGUCCAAUACAGUAACACGUUACAGUACAGUAACACAGCAACACAGUACAGUAACACAUUACAGUACAGUAACAUAGUAGUCCAAUACAGUAACACGUUACAGUACAGUAACACAGUAGCACAAUACAGUAACACAGCAACACAGUACAGUAACACAGCAACACAGUACAGUAACACAUUACAGUACAGUAACAUAGUAGCACAAUACAGUAACACAUUACAGUACAGUAACACAGUAGCACAAUACAGUAACACAUUACAGUACAGUAACACAGUAGCACAAUACAGUAACACAUUACAGUACAGUAACACAGUAGCACAAUACAGUAACACAUUACAGUACAGUAACACAGUAGCACAAUACAGUAACACGUUACAGUACAGUAACACAGCAACACAGUACAGUAACACGUUACAGUACAGUAACACAGCAACACAGUACAGUAACACAGUAGUCCAAUACAGUA